This is a messenger RNA of Poecilia reticulata (guppy), 1548 nucleotides long. RefSeq names its product tachykinin receptor 3a (gene tacr3a). The record is from RefSeq and is a predicted model, not a curated record. Gene Ontology annotation, biological process: positive regulation of flagellated sperm motility; G protein-coupled receptor signaling pathway. Gene Ontology annotation, cellular component: sperm midpiece; plasma membrane. Gene Ontology annotation, molecular function: tachykinin receptor activity. NCBI's taxonomy places the organism in Eukaryota, Metazoa, Chordata, Actinopteri, Cyprinodontiformes, Poeciliidae.
CUUCGCCUGUUGCUGCGGACGGAGGAGGCUGUGCUUCACACCCACAUUCAACAAGCACCGGAUCACAGCUGGUUUACGCACAAAUUGGAGAGCAGUCCAGAGCGACUGCAGACCGACAUCGAAGAAGAUGGGGACUUUUUAAUUUGCGCGUAAUGGCGCCUAUGCGCAAAUCCUCUUCUGCCAAUCCAGAUUUGCGCUUCAAUAAGUAGAUUAAAGGACAAAAAAAAAGCAAAAAAUACAAAACAUAUAUUGAUAGAUUAGAUCUUAACUGAGUUCGGAUAAAAGCAGAGGAGGAUGGAGACCCCACACAACGGAUCCAAUGUAACAUCGAAUUACACCAACCAGUUCGUGCAGCCGCCGUGGCGCAUCGCUCUCUGGUCGGUCGCUUACAGCUCCGUGCUGGCGGUGGCCGUGUUUGGAAACCUCAUCGUGAUAUGGAUCAUUCUCGCCCAUAAGCGGAUGCGGACGGUGACCAACUACUUUCUGCUUAACUUGGCUUUUUCGGACGCGUCGAUGGCCGCUUUUAACGCUUUGAUAAACUUUAUCUACGCUGCCCAUGGAGACUGGUAUUUCGGGGAAGCCUACUGCAAAUUCCAAAACUUCUUCCCAGUGACAUCUGUGUUCGCAAGCAUCUAUUCCAUGACUGCAAUAGCUGUGGACAGAUACAUGGCCAUCAUCCACCCACUGAAGCCCCGUCUCUCAGCAAAGGUCACCAUGGGAGUCAUCGUCAGUAUCUGGAGCCUGGCAGUGGUGCUGGCUUUCCCUCUGUGCUAUUUCUCCACCACUCGAGCUCGACCCCACAGAACCAUCUGCUAUGUCGCCUGGCCUCGCAUGGAAUCCGACCACUUUAUGUAUCAUAUCAUAGUGACUGUGCUACUGUAUGUGCUGCCCUUGGUGGUGAUGGGCAUCACAUACACCAUCGUGGGGGUGACGCUGUGGGGUGGUGAGAUUCCUGGAGACUCAUCUGAUAAUUAUCAUGGACAGCUCAAAGCUAAAAGGAAGGUGGUAAAGAUGAUGAUCAUUGUGGUGGUGACUUUUGCCCUCUGCUGGUUGCCGUAUCAUCUCUACUUCAUUGUGACCGGUCUCAAUAAACGUCUGAUGAGGUGGAAGUACAUCCAGCAGGUUUACCUGUCAGUGCUGUGGCUGGCCAUGAGCUCCACCAUGUAUAAUCCUGUUAUCUACUGCUGCCUCAACAGCAGGUUUCGAACCGGCUUCAAGAGGGCAUUUCGCUGGUGCCCCUUCAUCAAGGCAUCCAGCUACGACGAGCUGGAAUUACGUUCAAUACGACUGCACCAAACACGCCAGAGUAGCAUGUACACGCUGACGCGGAUGGAUACCACCAUGGUUGUGGUCUACGACCCUGCUGAAGGCAAUGGCGGUGCAGGAGGAAGCGAGCACGCCCUGCCUGUCAGGAAGAGAAGUUACGUCACCUCACGCCAGUCGGAGAUUAUUGCCUCCAGUGGUGCUGGUGCAGGAUCACAAAAUGGGGUUGCACCGAAAGCCGAAAUUGAGGAAUUUUCUUGAAGAGCACAUUUGCUGAGAUCCACA